This is a messenger RNA of Acanthochromis polyacanthus (spiny chromis), 3323 nucleotides long. It is a transcript of the gene acss3, whose product is annotated as acyl-CoA synthetase short chain family member 3. The record is from RefSeq and is a predicted model, not a curated record. NCBI's taxonomy places the organism in Eukaryota, Metazoa, Chordata, Actinopteri, Pomacentridae. Bases 163 to 2244 code for a protein of 693 amino acids. The transcript has 16 exons.
CUCCAUCCAGUUCAGAGUUCGCAUUUCUUCAGGGCUUUGUAGAAACUCCUUGCCGACACCUUCCCUCCCUCUGUGUGGCCCCAGAUGACGUCGCCGGCUUUUGCACUGUAGAAUCGGGGCCCCGGAACCGCAGAAAAACACCGAAACUCGUGCAAGUUCGCGAUGCACUUCCAAAUAAGACAUCUGGUGCGCCUAAACGCCUGCGCUCCGGUGGAACGCAGGCUAGUGAGAAAACUAUGCGCAGCGGCACAACAACGUGGUGUCACAGCAGCGGGACCGCACGCAUCUGCAGGUUUGAAGACGUGUUUCCAGCUGCAGGGCUGCAGAAACUAUGCAUCCGACUCUGCAUACGGCCGAGCCUUCGCCACAGCGAGGGACAACCCCGAGAAGUUCUGGGCGGAGAUGGGGGAGAACAUAGACUGGUUUGAACCGUGGAGGCAAACUUUACGCGUUGAGGAUCCGGUGUUUCCAAACUGGUUUGUUGGAGGAAAGUUAAACAUGUGCUUCAACGCUGUGGAUCGCCAUGUAGAAAGCGACCGAGGAGAGCAGCCUGCCAUCAUAUACGACAGCCCGGUGACUGAAACUAAACAGGUCAUCACUUUCAGGGAACUUCAGGACCAGGUGUCCAGGUUAGCAGGGGUCUUGGUGAAGAAUGGGGUAAAGAAAGGCGAUAUCGUCGUCAUCUACAUGCCCAUGGUGCCUCAGGCCAUGUUCACCAUGUUGGCCUGCGCUCGCAUCGGUGCCCCACAUAGCCUCAUCUUUGGGGGCUUCGCCUCCAAAGAGCUGUCCGUCCGCAUCGAUCACGCCAAGCCCAAGCUGAUGGUUACAGCCUCAUUUGGCAUCGAGCCAGGCAGAAGAGUGGAGUACAUCCCUCUGGUGAAGAAGGCCCUGGAGCUGAGCUCUCACAAGCCCUCCAGAGUCCUCAUCUACAGCCGGCCCAGCAUGGAGAAAGCAUCACUGGGUCCAGAGCUGAGUCUGGACUGGGAUGAGGAGAUGGCCACCGCUCGGCCACAUGACUGCGUUCCUCUGCCCUCCGACCAUCCUCUCUAUGUGCUCUACACAUCCGGCACCACUGGAAUGCCAAAGGGUGUUGUGCGAGACACUGCCGGUUAUGCUGUGAUGCUGAAAUGGACCAUGUCAAAUAUUUAUGGACUCAGUCCCGGAGAUGUUUGGUGGGCAGCAUCAGACCUUGGCUGGGUGGUCGGCCACUCGUACAUCUGCUACGCUCCUUUGCUCCAUGGUAACAGCACAAUCCUCUAUGAGGGCAAACCUGUCGGGACUCCAGACCCCGGGGCCUUCUUCCGUGUCCUGUCUGAACACGGAGCCUCCUCCAUAUUCACGGCACCCACAGCCAUCCGAGCCAUCCGCCAGCAGGACCCCCACACUGCAGUAGGGAAGAAGUAUCCUCUGUCCAGGUUGCAGUCGAUGUUCUUGGCAGGAGAGCGAUGUGAUGUGGAGACACUGGAUUGGGCCAAGAGGAGUUUCGGAGUUCCCGUUCUGGAUCACUGGUGGCAGACUGAAAGUGGCUCAGCUAUCUCCUCCACUUGUAUCGGUCUGGGAAACUCACUCACGCCACCUGCAGGCCAGGCUGGCAAACCAGUUCCAGGCUACAAUGUCACAGUGAUCGAUGAUGACAUGCAGGAGGUGAAGCCAAGAACCCUGGGAAAUAUUGUGGUGAGACUACCUUUACCACCUGGUGCAGCUUUGUCGUUGUGGCAGAACCGGGAUUUAUUUAAGAAGCUUUACUUCACCAAGUUCCCAGGUUACUAUGAUACCAUGGAUGCAGGUUUUGUGGACGACGAGGGUUUCCUUUACAUCAUGUCUCGCUCUGAUGAUGUCAUCAAUGUGGCCGGUCACAGGUUGUCUGCCGGAGCAUUGGAGGAGUCAGUGAUGCAGCAUCCAACUGUGGGGGACUGUGCAGUGGUCGGUCUAGAGGACUCUCUGAAGGGUCAUGUUCCCUUGGCCCUGUGUGUACUCAAGAAAGGUGUGCAGAAAACCGAGGAGGAGGUCAUAAAUGAGAUAGUGAAGCUUGUGAGAGACACCAUCGGACCAGUGGCUGCCUUUAAGAAAGUGCUUUUUGUCCAUGGAUUGCCGAAGACCCGCUCUGGCAAGAUCCCUCGCUCCUCUUUAGCCAACCUGGUCAACGAGAAACCUUACAAGAUCACUCCAACCAUUGAGGACCCAGAGGUGUUCAAACACAUAGAGAGACAAGUUGAGAAAGCUCUCGGACGUAGGCGAGCCUGAACUGAGCUGUAUGACGACGGAGAAAGCUGAAGUAUUACAAACCAGGCGGACACAAGUUCACUUUUUUUCACCAGAAACAUGCAAGAAUGUUCACUCCAUGCACGGUGUGCUGCAAAGUAGAAGCAAAAUUAGCAAUUAUUCCAGUUUUCUAAGUCAAGUUUUGUUCUUGUUUUAUGUAAACUGGACCUAUUUCAGUAUUUCCACUUGUAAUAAUGAAAUUAACGAUAUAUUUGUACUUAAUCUGAAUAAUAAUGUGAAUUAAGGCUGCACAACAGACUCAUAAUUAAUAAUGAAAGGAGACAAGCUACAGCUACUGCAAGCUAAACAUUUUCAAAUAUGAAUGAGGAAUAAUGAAGGCGACUCAUUCACUGACAGUUUUUUAAAUUUUAUUGACAAUGAAAAUUUGUUUGCUCACCACUUAGUUUUGACCAAAGUACAAGAAGUAAUAAAUAAAAAAAGAAUGGACACAAAAUAAAAUGAUUCAUCGUUCGUGCAAAUUGAAGAUGUAAAAACGAAAUGAAAAGACGUCGUUUUGCGUGGUCCGUCGGAAAUAACCAAAAGACAGAAAACAGGGCUGUACAACGGGUCACCCUGCUGGAAACUCUGACGGAAACAAAGAGUCAACAGUUACACCAAAUGUAAGUCACGGCAAGCAACAGGGUUUUUUUUGUCAUUAAGUCACCUCACUUCGACAUGGUCAUAUACACUCUACACACACUAUGAGCUAAAGCAGUCUGUCUUUCAGUUAUUUCUUCUGUUUAAGUGUCCGAAGGGUUCGAGGGAGAAGGCCAGCUCGGCUGAAAAGUGUAGUUGUCCUUUUUGUGUGAAUGCGUCGCCUGACAAAACAUACAGUACAACGAGUGACAGCUUCUGUGGACGACCUGCUGCUUUCUUUUUGUUCUCUGAGGGGAAGUUUUGUGCAACUUCGGAGAGCAACGGCGUCUCUUGUUCCGUCCUUGGCUACUAAAGAGUCCGUUGAGUUGAUGCGGUUGUAUGAAAGUGCUUGUCAGGUUUGUUCCAGUGCGUAGACACGUCCUCUUAAAAUGCUCCGAAAGGAUAAUGAAGUUUUGUUGACUCGG